This is a messenger RNA of Closterium sp. Yama58-4, 2622 nucleotides long. NCBI's taxonomy places the organism in Eukaryota, Viridiplantae, Streptophyta, Zygnematophyceae, Desmidiales, Closteriaceae. The record is from the annotation of a GenBank genome assembly.
AUGCGGUCCACGCCUCUCCGCUUCGUCGCGCUCGCGAUCCUGCUCGCCUUCUCGCUGCUCCUCACGGGCGAGUUCGAAAUGCAACGACGGUUCGACCCGCAACGGCCAUUCCGCGCGCAGCGGUUCCUCUCCCUCAUACGUCCCCCCCACCGCACGCAGACAGCAGCCGCAGACGACGCGGCGAACAGUGCGACGAGCGACGCGACGAGCCGCAGUAACCCGCACCAGGGCGACGAAUCCGAGCAGGACACGGAGGAUCCGACUCCCGCGGUCGCCGCGCCGCCGCUUUCGGCGGAGGAUUUUAAAACCCUAGAGAGCCUAAUAGAGCAGCCAGUGGAGGAGGAGGAUGGGCAGGAGAACGAGGAGGAGGGGGAGAAAGGAAGGGAGGAGGAGGGGGAGGGGGAGGGGGAGAAGGAAAAGGGGAAGGUGAAUUGGGGGUUGGUGGGGAGAUUGGUGGGAUUCGGGAGCCAAUUGGCGAAUUCCACGUGGGAGAGAGUUGGGGGGGUUGUGAGAGGCGGGGUGGAGGUGUGGGAGAAGCGGGAGAAGGAGGCGAGGAGUAGGAAGGAGUGGCGGAGAGUGGUUGAGAGCGAUAGGAAGAAGAGGAUGGAGGCGAGGAGGAGAGGUGGUAAAGGGAGGAAAAGGAGGAGGAAGGGGAGUGGUAGAGUGAUCGGUAGGGUGGAGAUGAGAAGGAAUGACUCAGAGGGACGCGGCAACAGCAGCAGCAGCAGCAGCAGCAGCAGCAAUGCCAUUAGCAACAUCAGCGAGCGUGCGUUUGGAUCGGAAGGUUCCCAGCCCGACGCGCUGCUUCCCAGAAACUUCUCCGUGCGCCUGCUGACGCUGGACCCUUCUCGGCGUCGCACGGGGCUGCCUUUGAAGCUGCGGGAGUGGCAAGCUGAGAGCGUGUUUGUCAUCGGCACGGGGGAGUCAGGCAAGGGGCGACGAGAGACGCUGCUGAAUCUGGACCGUCGGUUUCGUGCAGCAGGGCUGCAGUACACGCAGGUGGUGAUGCCCAUGGCGUUAGAGGAGCCAUUCAAAGCGAGAUAUGACCCAGUGUUCCCAGCACGCUCUCUCUCCCUCCGCUCCACCUUCCACCCGCACGACCUGGCAUACGCGUUCGCACAUUUCGAGGUGUGGGCGAGGGUGGUGGUGCUGCGGCUGCCGUACGCGUUGGUAUUUGAAGACGAUGCACGGAACGAGGUGGACAGCAAUGCAGCCUGGAAGCAGCGGAUGGAAGGGCUCCUACGCCAGCUCAACCUCCUAGUCAUCCAGAACGGCAACCGCUUCUUCUUUGACGUGCUGCUGCUGGCUCGCUCUGCCCUCGCGCCCUACUCGGAGCAGCAGCUCACAGCCAACAUCAUGAAGGCUCAGCCCAGCAUGGGGUCGCAUGCAUACCUCAUCACAUACGCCGGUGCUAAAAAGAUGCUGUCGCACAUGCGGCUCAAAGUGCCAAUAUCAGAGGCGUUUUUCACCGUCCCACACGCCCACAUCCUAGCAGCAGACCCGCCCCUCUUCAACUCCCAGAUGUUCAUGUGCCGUCCCAAGCCCUGCCGAGCACCACCCUUCGACCUCUACUCCUCCUCCCGCCUCUCCUCCGCCUGCCGGGAAACCCUCUUCCUCAGCUUCCCCGGCCACCCCCGAAUCAGGGGGAAUAUUGUGAAGAAGGAUUGGGUGAGACAGGCAUCGGCGGAAGCAGGGGCUAGAGCUACCAUUGCUGUGGAUGCUGAUUGUGGGACGCCUGCGCAGUGCCUGAUUCGAUCCCACCAGGAGAUUCUCCAGGUGCCAGGAUCAGGUGCCCGGGUGAAUUCCCAGGUGGAUCCUCAGGUGAUUUUCCAGGUGCCAGGGAUAAGACCAUCUGCAGGGGUACGUGUGCUGAUGCGAUCCAUGCCGCCCAAACUAGCCAUGUGGCCAACCUUCGUGAUCGGAUUGGCUGAAGACGCCGACCGAUUUGUCUCAUUAGAACCUGUGUUGCAGCAGCAGGGCUUCGGAGAAAUCAUCAAGGCAAACGGCAUUUCGGUCUCAAAUACAGACUACCAGGUGCUGACUCACCUGGUGGACAAGGAGCAUCGGGCCCGCACCCGAACCUCGCCCUGGUGGCAGGAGAAGCAGGCCCGGCCGACCCUGAGCAAGGGCGAGGUCGGGUGCGCACUCUCGCACUACUUCGUCUGGUUAGAAGUUGUGCGAAGGCAGCUCCCAUACGCCAUCAUAUUCGAAGACGAUGUGCGGUUCUUAACACACUCUUUCAGAGAGGUGUUUGAGCGAGACGUGGCGGAGGCAAACGAGGUGAUCACACGGGAGAUCAACCCGUUCCGCCCCGAUAUAGUCUUCCUCGGGAAAUCCGGCAUCAUGACUUCGUUCUACUACCCGAAGCUGUCCCAGCACGUGGUUAUAUCCCCGCUCGUGUGGUGCUCGUUCGCGUACAUAGUGUCUUUGGAAGGCGCUCGGAAGCUGGUGGAGAGGUUUUUUGUGAACGAUCCGGUGGACUCGUACUGGUGGCAGGUGCCUGGGAUGCAGUUCUGGGCGUUUGAGCCGUCGCUGGCUGAUCAUCUGACGGUGAAGAGGAAGAGACGGGGGAAGGGCGUGCAGUUUGUGAGCAGAGUGCAGGGGACUGACAGCGAGUGGUAG